Molecule: messenger RNA, 447 nt
Organism: Nematocida ausubeli
Lineage: Eukaryota; Fungi; Microsporidia
Exons: 1
Coding region: 1-447 (148 amino acids)
Source: RefSeq, a predicted model, not a curated record
AUGGCAGGAAAUGCAGUAGCAGCAGAAAGCAAACCAGUAUUGGAGGCACCGCAGGGAGGUGCAGCAGCACAGAAGGAAAACAUAGCAGCGCCAGAUAAAAAAGAGCCUGCAGUGCCAGAAAAGAAAAAAGAAGAAGCCCCAAAACUAAAAAAGGAGGACACAGAUGUACUUAACCCGAACAAAGGAAUGGGAAGAAAGCAUAUAACAAUAGGAGAAAACAUGUACUACAUAGUAAGUGUGGAUGAAGUUAACAGAUACAUGGAUCUAAAGACCGACUACAAAACAGACUCAAUGAAGGCUUUUAUAGUAUACAUGCAUGAAGAGUUUGUCUCUGACCUAAAAAAUCUAAGAAAAAAAAGAAGCUUAAAGAAGGGGGCUUUUUUCUUGAUAGCACUGUUUGUCCUUAUUGGGGUAGCUCUAUUAGGUGUUAUGUUCUUGCGCAAGUGA